AUGUCGCAACAGUAUCCGACUUCCGGACAGGAUGGAUAUGGUCAACAACCUCCUGCACAGCAAUACGAGAAUUAUGACCAUUCUCCUCCUCCAGUAGCCCCUCCACCCGGUGGCGCUGCUUCUCAAGCCGGCCGAAAGAAGCGUGCUUAUGCUGGCCAGGCAUAUGAGUUUGGGGCCGGAGCCAACGCCGGUCUAGGUGGUCAACAACAAGCUGGAGGCGCUGCACCCUAUCCCGGGUUUUCCAGCCAACAAGAUGCUGCCGGAUAUCCCCAAGGAGGCUAUCAACAAAAUCCCGCAGCCGUGCAGGAGAAUGCCACCCCCAUGUAUCCGGGUCAAGAGCCUGCAGUAGGAGGCUACCAGCCCCCUGGAGCAAGUUAUCCUGCCCCUGGAGGAGUGAGCGGGUUGGGAGGACUCACUCAGCAGUUUGGUCAAAUGGACCUUGGUCAAAAACCGGUGCCUGCCGCGGCACCUCCACAACAACAACAACAACGGGCACCCGUCCUAAACCAACUAUACCCAACAGACCUAUCGAAUCAGCCCUUGAACGUGGCCGAAUUGGAUUACCCUCCUCCACCAGCUAUUCUGCCAGCCAAUACAAGUGUGACUCCUUCGCCAUAUGCCAAUUGCCCCCCGAAAUACGUUCGCUCUACUUUGAACGCUGUGCCAACCACUCAUUCUCUUCUCAAGAAAUCCAAGCUUCCGUUCGCGUUGGUAAUUCAACCUUAUACAUCAUUACACGACGUUGAGGAUCCAGUGCCUGUGGUACCAGAUCAAGUAAUCUCUCGCUGCAGAAGAUGUCGAUCUUAUAUCAAUCCUUUUGUCACCUUCCUUGACCAUGGUCACCGAUGGCGGUGUAACAUGUGCAAUCUCACGAAUGACGUACCGCAGGCAUUUGACUGGGAUGCUACAACCCAGAAGAGUCUCGAUCGAUGGCAAAGACCUGAUCUCAACCACGCUGUGGUAGAGUUUAUUGCUCCACAAGAAUACAUGGUCCGACCUCCACAGCCAUUGGUGUACUUGUUUCUUUUCGACGUGAGCUACGCCGCGGUCACGAGUGGACUACUUGCGACUACCGCCAGAUGUAUCAGGGAAAGUUUGGAUCGGAUACCAAACGCAGACCGCCGCACGCGACUCGGAUUCAUCGCUGUUGACUCAAGCCUACAUUUCUUUAACAUUCCUCGUGAUGGCACCGAGAAUGUGCAGACUAGCAUGCUGGUAGUCAGUGACUUGGAAGAGGCCUUCUUACCCACCCCUGCUGACUUGCUUGUGACCCUUUCUGAAUGCCGCGAGAACAUUGAGAGCUUCCUUGACAAGUUGCAAGAAAUGUUUCAGAAUACCCAAAAUGGAGCAUCGGCAAUGGGAUCGGCCCUUCGAGCUGGUCACAAAUUAAUCGGACCGGUUGGUGGGAAGAUGACUGUGGUAACGGCGUCACUUCCUAACAUUGGCCACGGUAAAUUGGAUAUGCGCGAGGACAAGAAGCUCUUAGGAACCAGCAAAGAAAGCAGUCUUCUCCAAACUGGCAACAGCUUCUAUAAGAGCUUCGCCGUUGAAUGUUCUAAGCAGCAAAUCUCGGUUGACAUGUUUUUGUUUUCAUCACAAUAUCAAGAUGUGGCAUCUCUGAGCAACCUUCCAAGGUACACUGGUGGACAAACGUACUUUUACCCUGGAUGGAACGCGGCAAGAGAGGAUGAUGCUAUGAAAUUUGCCAAAGAAUUUUCCGACUACCUAUCUUCGGAAAUUGGGCUGGAAGCAGUCCUCCGGGUUCGAGCCACAACAGGUUUGAGGAUGAGCACGUUCUAUGGCAACUUUUUCAACCGCAGCUCUGACCUAUGCGCAUUCCCCGCAUUCCCCAGGGAUCAGGCGUACGUGGUUGAGGUGGCUAUCGAUGAAACCAUUACCAAGCCAGUGGUGUGUAUGCAGACCGCGGUUUUACACACCACCUGCAAUGGCGAGCGACGAAUCCGUGUCAUGACGCUAGCCUUGCCAACCACCCAGCAAUUGGCCGACGUAUAUGCAUCGGCUGAUCAACAAGCCAUCACCACAUACUAUAGUCACAAAGCUGUUGAGCGUACUCUCAAUGGCGGGCUCGAAAGUGCGCGUGAUCUUAUACAGGGCAAGUUGAUCGAGCUUCUUGCAACAUACAAGAAAGAACUCGCAGGUGGCAGCAUGGGUGGAGGAGGUCUGCAGUUCCCUGCCAAUCUUCGAGCUCUGCCGGUAUUGUUCCUUGCGCUCACCAAGAACUUGGGAUUGCGAAAAUCCUCCCAGAUUCCAAGCGACAUGAGAUCUGCGGCUUUGUGCCUCCUCUCAACUUUGCCACUUCCAUUACUGAUCCAGUACAUGUAUCCCAAGUUGUUCUCCCUUCAUGACAUGCCCGACGAUGCCGGCACCGUGGAUGAAAAGACAGGCGAGAUAAUUCUCCCGCCGCCACAGAACCUGUCCUCGGAAAGAGUUGCACCUUAUGGACUAUAUCUGAUCGACGAUGGACAGACACAAUUUCUAUGGGUUGGUCGCGAUGCCGUACCACAGCUGAUCAUGGACGUCUUUGGUCUUCCAGACAAGAGUCAACUGAAAGUGGGAAAGCAACGCUUGCCCGAGUUGGACAAUGAUUUCAACGAACGAGUACGAGCAGUCAUCUCCAAAAGCCGCGACCAUCGGGCGAAAGGUGUUGGCAGCAUUAUAGUACCUCAUUUAUAUGUGGUCAAGGAAGAUGGUGAACCAGGACUGAGACUGUGGGCGCAAACAUUACUUGUGGAAGACCGUGCGGAUCAGGGAGUCAGUCUUCAACAGUGGAUGGGAAUGCUCCGUGAGAAGGUACAGUGA
Exophiala bonariae is the source of this 2820-nucleotide messenger RNA. RefSeq names its product COPII subunit (gene SEC24). Gene Ontology annotation, biological process: COPII-coated vesicle cargo loading; endoplasmic reticulum to Golgi vesicle-mediated transport; intracellular protein transport. The record is from RefSeq and is a predicted model, not a curated record. Bases 1 to 2820 code for a protein of 939 amino acids. Gene Ontology annotation, molecular function: zinc ion binding; SNARE binding. Gene Ontology annotation, cellular component: endoplasmic reticulum exit site; COPII vesicle coat. The transcript has 2 exons. Lineage: Eukaryota; Fungi; Ascomycota; Eurotiomycetes; Chaetothyriales; Herpotrichiellaceae.